AUGGCGUCUAAAAGCAAUCCCAAAAGUUCGAAGGACCAGGUUUUAGAUUUAGUGUUUGCCUUUUAUAAAGAGUCUGGAGAGCAAGAUGUUCUCUCAUCAGAGGCAUUGGCAUUGCUGGAGGGUCUUCGUUAUUGUCAGGACAACAAUCUCUCGGGAGUCAUAGCGGAAAUGGAUUCUAGUACUUUAGUGAAUCUCGUGUCCUCUAAGAUGACAUCUUGCUGGCCAUUAUGUAACACUAUUAGGCAUAUUCAGUUCUUGGUGGCAAAUUUACGGGUGUCUUUGGUUCACACGUUCAAAGAAGCAAAUGCGGUUGCUGACGCUUUGGCCUCCUCGGACCUACGAGCGGAUGUCCGCUUCUUGAGUGAAAUAGCUCUCCCUUCUAAAGUUCGGGCACUUUUGCAGUUAGAUAGGUUGUCAACUCCGUACGUGAGA
Messenger RNA from Coffea eugenioides, 432 nucleotides. RefSeq lists its product as uncharacterized. Gene Ontology annotation, molecular function: RNA-DNA hybrid ribonuclease activity; nucleic acid binding. The record is from RefSeq and is a predicted model, not a curated record. The transcript has 2 exons. The annotation marks the transcript as partial. Lineage: Eukaryota; Viridiplantae; Streptophyta; Magnoliopsida; Gentianales; Rubiaceae.